This is a messenger RNA of Panicum virgatum (switchgrass), 1034 nucleotides long. RefSeq lists its product as uncharacterized. The record is from RefSeq and is a predicted model, not a curated record. The transcript has 5 exons. Lineage: Eukaryota; Viridiplantae; Streptophyta; Magnoliopsida; Poales; Poaceae. The coding region runs from base 53 to 502 and encodes 149 amino acids.
CAACCCACCUGCUCUCUCUCUCUCUCUCUCUCUCUCUCUCUCUCUCGGGGCGAUGGAGGCCGCGACCGCGAGCAGCAAGCAGGAGACGGGGAGGAGCGGAGGCGCAGGAGAUGGCGGCGACGGCGGCGGCGAGGCGAAGAGGAAGGAGGAGGCGCUCGCAUCCAGCAGGCUCCUCGACCCGGGAUUCAAGCCCUCCAAGCUGUCGCAGGACCGGCUCGACAAGUUCAAGGAAUUGCACAAGAAACGGUUACAGAUAACUGAAAAGCCAAAGCAUAAAAGAAAACCGAAAGGAACAACUGGGAGAAGUACCAAAGUAAACAACGAUUAUAAAUUCCCUGACAAGGAUGAAUCUGCUGAUAGUUCUCCAAGAGAUGUACACCAUUCAUCGUCAGUUACAAUAAUCCAAGAGGAUCCUGCAUCAGCCAUGGCCUCAAGGAACAAAAGGAAACUACAUUGGGGACUUGAUAUUAAAGAACGAUGGGAAAGGAAGGCAAACAUGUGAAUAUCUGAAGAUCUAACAGCAAAGGCAUAUCCAGCUGCAUUCAACUGAAAGCUGAAGGGCAAAAGAAAAAUGGCAGGCCGUUUCUACGGACCAUCAGGUUGCUGGUCAGGUUCAUGUGUCUGUCAGCAGGCAGAACACUGGAGGCCUGGAGCGCAAAGAAAAAUUCCAGAGCUGAGCAGGAAGUUAGCAUCAGAUUUUCUUGGUUUUGUCUGAUAUUCUCUCCAGAUGCCUGGCUAGACUUUGCUCUGUUGUACCGUCUGAUUAGCUUUCAAGUGCCAGCCAGGAUAGUGUUUGCACGUUCACUUCCUGCGGUACGUUUGUUUUAUGUUUGUCGCUUUCACUUGUUUAUCGCUUUCACUUCCUGUGAGAAGCAUUGAUGGUACAAGACAACAGAGGCCCACGUUCAGGAUCUGUGCAACCUUUGCAAGGCCUAGCAGGCUAGUGUUGAUUUGGGCCUUUUCCCUUGCAACUAUUAAGUUUAUCACAAAUGUUGAGUAUGAUUUGAUAGCAUAAUUGCAUAAAGGAUUAUCGA